Molecule: messenger RNA, 963 nt
Organism: Fusarium coffeatum
Lineage: Eukaryota; Fungi; Ascomycota; Sordariomycetes; Hypocreales; Nectriaceae
Exons: 1
Coding region: 1-963 (320 amino acids)
Source: RefSeq, a predicted model, not a curated record
AUGGGUGUGUCGCGCUCACGGAGGCAGUCUAUCGAUUGCCAUGGAUGUAACAUACCUCCGCCAUCACCUCAACCAUCCUCCGCUUUCGAGGACAUUUUCGACGUCGAUUCACCCAUCUCAAGACCCGUUAGCGAGGCCUUCAUGUCCGGAACUUCCACACCGAAUGGCACAGCCAAUUCUCGCCCGCCUUCCCUAACCGAAAUCCUACUCGAUGUAGCCUCGCCACCAUGGACUCUCAGUGCCUUCAUGGCCUAUCUUUCUCAAAAUCACUGUAUGGAAAGCCUCGAAUUUACUCUCGACUCGCAACGAUACGCCGCCUUCUAUAACGAAAUCAUCACCAACAACCCGAACCGCACCCAAGAUGAUAAUGACCGCGUUUGUGUGUUAUGGGAAAAGCUUAUGCAGGUUUACAUCAUCCCUUGUGCUCCUCGAGAGGUCAACCUCCCGGCUCGCAUUCGCGAUCAGCUGCUCGGUCUCCCUUGCGGCCCUUCUCCUCCCCACCCCGCACAAUUGGACGAGGCUGGUCGAAUUCUCUACGAACUGAUGAAUGAUUCUCUGCUCGUCCCAUUCCUCCAAUCCGUCGCCCCCAUGCACGUUGAUGCACCCGCAGAGGAGCAAGGCCGUGGAUCUCGCCGGUCCUCAAACAGCAACAAUCGUAUGGGUGCUCCUGUCCGAUCGAUGAAUUCGAUGCACCAUGCCGAGCCCGAGUCCUUGACAGACGACAGCGAUUGUAACUCAACUCCGGGGAUGGAACCCAUGACUCCCCCAACUACGCCGCCCACUUCGGAAUGGGCUUUCACUACUUCUCCUGGUGGUCUCCAACGUGCUGUGGCUGCUCACAACAAGGGCUGGAAGAAGAUGGGCGCCAAGCUGGGUUUCAACCGCAAGAGCUCAAGAACACGCUCUGCCCCCACCUCAUCCCAUCCUGCCGAAGGGUUCCAUAUGCACCAUGACUCCUUAUGA